AGACGUCUCUAAGUGAUAAUUGUUUCACUAAACAGAGAUCAAAUUGUCAGAAACGUGAGAAUAUAAAGCCACUGGAACUAUUUUAUUUAUGAAGGGUGGAAUUUAGGCCGACACCGGACUUACCUUGAUUGAUGACCUUUUAUUAGGUUAACAUCCGAAAUGCUCCGAAGUCACAGUAUUUGCACUUUGGCCAACGACAAGCAUGCGAGUAAAACACUAAGUUGAUUUUAAGCAGAGAAAGUGACAACAUGUCCACAAAUCAGGACCUUGCAUCACAGAUCAUCAAGUUCGGAGGUCAAACAAAUGGCAGAGACAAGUUAUUUAGACUCAUUCAGUAUGGCAGUAAAUUGGUAUGGUGGCAUCUUCAUAAGAAUGCAAAAGGUCCCGAGCUGGUGGAAAAACUCAAGAAACUGGAAUCCUCCCUAAGCAUGACCAGGAAAUUGCUGCGCUUUGGUAAAAGUCUCGACUUUGUCAAGGCGGCUUUAAAGAGUUUCCACAUUAAGGAUACGGUGUUAAGGCUGACCAUCACUAUGUCAAAGAUUAACCAAGCCUGCUUCCUGCUUUUUGAUCACAUAAUAUAUGCUCACAAUGUUGGACUUAUCACCACAGACAAGAAGAAGUGGUCACAAAUAUCUGCCAGAUUCUGGGUGGUCAGUUUGAUUUUAAAUCUAGCGAGAAAUGUAUAUGACCUUGUGAACAUUGUACAGGAAGAGAUGAGACAACAACAAUCACAGGAGAAACAUGGUCAGCAGAUCAACGGAGACACUGACCACAGCAAGCGGACCUCUAGAUCACACAACACAAACAUUGUGGGGAAAAUUGUAAUGCAAAAUAAACCUGUAAUGCUGGAUUUGGUUAAAAACUUAGCAGACUUGGUUUUACCGCUGUCCACUCUCGGGAAGGUGGACGCAUCUGCCGGCACUCAGGGAUUCCUCGGAUUGAUAUCCUCUGCUGCAGGAAUAGCAUCAGUAUGGGACAGUUCACUCAAACUUGUGCCGUAAUGAUUUAUUAAGUGUAGCAGAUAUUGUUACAAUACAGAUAUACAAUGUAUGUGUUAUCCCUUGGAAAUGAACCUAGUUGCAGAUUUAAGCAGAUUUGAUUUAUGUAAGAGACUUUUUAUAUGCUCAAAUAAAAUCUGGUCAAGAAGCCAAGCGUGUGAAUUAACUAUUGAUGACAUCACAAUAUAAUGUAUUGCCAUUGUUAAUGAUGUCAUAAAUUUAGAGGUACAACAAUCCUAUGUGUCCACAUUGCUAGUACUUAUGGGGAAGAAAUAUUCUACAAUUUUGUCUUGAAGAGACACACAUAGUGAUAAACAACUUAUCCCCAACUUGUUGAGAUUGAUUGUCUUGCUCACAAAAUAAAACCAGUUGGGUUAGUUUAGUUUGUAUUCUUAAGCUUUUCAGACAGAUUCUAAAAUUUUAAUUUCAAAAUAAUUGUUUUCAUAAUCCUUUUCUGUGACUUGAAAUAAAUAUGUAUUAUACAAGAACCCUAGGAAUAUCAUUUCCAUUAAUUGUCAGAAAACAUCUGCCUGAGAAAGUGAUGUCCAGUCACUGAAUAGUGAAUUAUAUGUUAGAAUGUGUGUGAGUUUAAAGCUGUGAUAUACAUCUUCCAUAAUGUUUUAUAUGUUGAUAAUAAGUGCCUAUAUACAUUUAUAUAUACAAUGUAACACAUUGUGUGCCCAAAUGUGUUGCCCUUUUGUAUAACCAGUUUCUUGAUGGACAGACAGAAAUAUUCUGUUGUUUUUUUUAAUUAGAGAUAGUAUUGCUUUUCAUCAACCCAUUAUAAUUUCAGUUCUCACAUGUUCUUCAUACAAAAUUUAUAUUGAUGUCAAUGUGGGAGUGCACCUGUCUAGCUGACAUGCUGGAAUAGGUUGGAUCAGUCUGUUUGGUUCCUUGGUUGGUUACAGGUAUCCAUCUCCUUGACUCGUCCUACUUCUCGGAGCUGUCUUAUUGAAAAACAUCUGUGUUCUGGUGACAUGGGUCAAUCCGGAUAUCCUUUUAUCUAUCAGCAGUUUCAUAUAAAAUGAAGUAUUCAGGACUUUAACUGUCAAAUAAAAUGUAUGUACAGAGGUAAGAAGAGUAUUAUCAUAUGCCUUAUCAUAGCGUCCAUAUAGGCUUUGGAGGACCUAGUCUAUGUUAUAUCCUCUUAAUUGUACCCACACAUGGUUCUCUAGGGUCUUCUGUGCUCCUUAGAUGUAACAAAACUAGAUUUGGUCAAUCUCUAGUGACCAGAAAGGUCAAUAGUUUGGAGCUUGUAAGGUUUAUAUCGGUCUCUUGUUUCAAUCCCGAACUGGCCAUUACAUUUUCCUGUCACACACCUACAGAUGAUUAAGCUGUCAGGUGUAACCUUAAGUAGUGAUAUUAUUUUGUGAAUCGUCGGAGGGUUUCUGUGAUCUUUUCUCUACCUAAUAUCUAUACAUAUGUCUAUUCUCUACCUAAUAUCUAUACAUAUGUCUAUUCUCUACCUAAUAUCUACACAUAUGUCUAUUCUCUACCUAAUAUCUACACAUAUGUCUAUUCUCUACCUAAUAUCUACACAUAUGUCUAUUCUCUACCUAAUAUCUAUACAUGUCUAUUCUCUACCUAAUAUCUACACAUAUGUCUAUUCUCUACCUAAUAUCUACACAUGUCUAUUCUCUACCUAAUAUCUACACAUAUGUCUAUUCUCUACCUAAUAUCUAUACAUGUCUAUUCUCUACCUAAUAUCUACACAUAUGUAUAGUCUCUACCUAAUAUCUACACAUAUGUCUAGUCUCUACCUAAUAUCUAUACAUAUGUCUAGUGAAUUAAGCAGAAAAUGGUUUUAGUUAGUGUAUAUCAGUGAGUGGCUGAUGGUGAAAUAGUCUCAACUCCUUUAUAGACAGUGUUGUUAUAUAAAGAACACAACUAUCAUUCUGGUACAUGUAUAUAUAUAAAUCUCCAAUUGAUUUUUAUUUAUUAUGAGGUGAUCUCAUUGUUAUUAACUUAUUAAGUUCAACAUUUUAUAGAUGGUUUUUAUUACAUUUAAAUAUGAUUCCAUUAAACUUUUAAAGAAUAAUUUAACAAAUUAUAUGUCCUAGAUGUGUACUAUGAUAUUACUUGUCAUAUGUUGUUAUUUGAUUGUAACAUCCAUGAAGCUAGUUAAUGGAGUGUCAUCAUGUAGAAUUUCCAACAGUCAGUGUACCAUGUGUAAUUAUACUCCUAUAUACACAGUAUAUCUUAGACAAGUUCAGGUUGAUGAAAUGCACCAACUUUUAAGUAUUUUUAUGUUGGUUUACAAAUCAUGCUGUGUAUCUGUAGAAGACAAGAUACUUCUCUCUAUUUGACCUGUUGUACCGACGGUCAUGAACACACUGUAAUCAUGUUUUUAUCAUAUCUUUAUGUUGCGUGAUGGAGUUAUUACCUGUACUUUGUCAGGUAAAUGAUUAAUUUCCAGUACAUGUAUGUAUCCAGUGUGUUGUUUUGAUUGGUUCAUACAUUCUAUUGGCCUCAUCUUUUUCACUAUAAAAGGAACAUAUCACAAAUUAAACCUCAUAUUAACACAGUAUAAACAGAUAAGUCAAUAAGAAAUUUAAUCAACUAGUUAAUAGCUGUUCAAUCUAGCUCAAUAAUCACUGUGUGGAUAUAUCUGAGAAAGAGCUUGUGAGUGUUUUCGUAGCAGCUCUAAUAAGCCAUUUUAUCAAGUUCACUUGCAUGUAUUUAAUCAGUAUUUCCAAUUUCUAUCUAAGGUCUGUUGCCAGGUUAACUAACCUCUCUUUACGAGGUUACUGUCUGUAGUCUGUUACCUGGUUAUCUAACCUCACAUUACCAGCUUAUCAUCUAUAGUUAGUUUCUUGGUUACCUAACCAUACGUUACCAGCUUAUCAUCUAUAGCCAGUUACCUGGUUACCUAACCAUACAUUAUCAGGGUUAUCAUCUAUAGCCUGCUUCUUGGUUACCUAACCAUACAUUACCAGGUUAUCAUUUAUAGCCAGCUACCUGGUUACCUAACCAUACAUUACUAGGUUAUCAUCUAUAGCCAGUUACCUGGUUACCUAAUCAUACAUUACCAGGUUAUCAUCUAUAGCCUGCUUCUUGGUUACCUAACCAUACAUUACCAGUUUAUCAUCUAUAGCCAGUUACCUGGUUACCUAACCAUACAUUACCAGGGUUAUCAUCUAUAGCCUGCUUCUUGGUUACCUAACCAUACAUUACCAGGUUAUCAUUUAUAGCCAGCUACCUGGUUACCUAACUAUACAUUACCAGGUUAUCAUUUAUAGCCAGCUACCUGGUUACCUAACCAUACAUUACCAGGUUAUCAUUUAUAGCCUGCUUCUUGGUUACCUAACCAUACAUUACCAGGUUAUCAUCUAUAGCCUGCUUCUUGGUUACCUAACCAUACAUUACUUUUCCAGGUUACUGUGGUUACUAUAGCCUGUUACCUAGUUAACUAACUGCAGUUAGUUUUACUUCACCACACUUAUGUAACAAAUUACAGUAUGAUGACUGUCAAAAUGUAAGUAUGAUUACCACCUAAGUAUAUGGUUAGGUAACAAGCACUGAGUUACAGUUCAGUGUUUACCUUUGUCCAAUAGUAACUAGUAAUAGAUAUGUACAACAAUACAUGAAUCAUUGUGGUUAUGUUGGAAACACCUGUAGGUGUAGGCGUGAGGCAGAAUGGUGUCUUUUAUAUGGUAUAUUACUUUUUUAUAGAGGUGUGUGCUUGUGAUUGCCAAACUAACAUAUUAUCAUAUCUAAAAAUGUUCCAUCACUGGCGAUAUAAUAAAUAAUGAAAGCCUGAA
Ylistrum balloti is the source of this 4759-nucleotide messenger RNA. Its product is annotated as peroxisomal membrane protein 11B-like. Lineage: Eukaryota; Metazoa; Mollusca; Bivalvia; Pectinida; Pectinidae. Bases 249 to 1001 code for a protein of 250 amino acids. The transcript is spliced from 3 exons. Gene Ontology annotation, biological process: peroxisome fission; regulation of peroxisome size. Gene Ontology annotation, cellular component: peroxisomal membrane. The record is from RefSeq and is a predicted model, not a curated record.